AUGAAGGGCAAGUGGCACGCCAAGAUCACACUGAGCAAGCUGCUCGCGAUCGACCCCAAGACCGACCGCACGCGGCUCGACUUUGUCACCGAGAAGCUCUUCGACGACGCCCUCCUCUUCGCCUCCCUUGGCAUCGGCGCCGACCACUCCCUCCACCCAUGCGUCACGAACGGGACCGGCGGCCUGUCAAAGCGACAGCAGCCCGACCCGCGCCAGCAGUCGAUGCGGGUGCUGGCGCCGCCGGCGACGCGCAAGGAGCUCGUCGUGGCCUCCAAGGACUACUACCAGCGCCUCCUCACCAACCACCUCACCCAAGGCGCUGCGGAUCUCCCGCUGGAGAGCAGUCUGGUGCAGGAGCUGCUGCCGGCGCUCCACUCGCGCGCGUGGAAGCCGCGUAACGGCCGCGAAGGGUAUUCCCUCUUCGUCUCCAAGGCACAGCAGAGCUGGACGGAGGAGGAGCGCGAGCAUCACUUUGUGUUUGGCGCGCAGGAGUGGGCCAGACACCUCAUGGAGCUGCUGCGCAUCUACCAACGCUCGACCAACGACCGACAGAGGCAAGCGGUUCUCGAGGCCAACAGGCUCGUGUGGCUGUGUCUGCCGCCUCUCCGGCAGGAGCUGGGCGCCGUGCUGCAGGCCACCGCGCAACAGUCGCCGCAGCCCAGCCGACCCAUGCCCGAGGUCGCGGCCUACCAGGAGCGGUCCCUCCGGGGCUCACUCCCCGACACGCCUUACCACCACCAUCACAACAGCAGCGCCAGCAACAACGGUUACCACUCGGCCGUGCCAUCGCAGGCCCGCCACUCCUCGCCCUCUUCCUCGCCGCUGCAAGCGACUCCGCCUCCGCCGAGGCAGCCCUCGAACAUUCUGCCUUCGCUCUCUUCGCUCCUGCUCCUUCCCUCAUUGCCAUCGCCAAUGCCGGCGGCCCAGCAGCCUGCGCCGUCGCACUCGUAUCGGCCUCUCGCCCCAGCUACCAACGACUACCACGACAUGGGCAACAAGCGAAAGCGAGAGCGCUGGCAAUCGCCCGCCCAACCCUGUACUUUUGUUUGA
Molecule: messenger RNA, 1050 nt
Organism: Acanthamoeba castellanii str. Neff
Lineage: Eukaryota; Discosea; Longamoebia; Acanthamoebidae
Exons: 6
Coding region: 1-1050 (349 amino acids)
Source: RefSeq, a predicted model, not a curated record